GCGGCCAGGGACUAUUUUACUGUGAUUCCGCGUUGUGGGUUUUGUUUUUACUGCUGAGUCAAAUCGAGAACAAUGAACUGUUUUCAUAUCAGGAUGAUGCUCCUGCAGUCCUGUCCGUGUGCAGAAGCUGCAAGUUGUUUUCCUGACGGUGGUGACAGAUGAGCCGUGACUCAUGCUAGAGCCUUCACCUGCCCUCCCCUGAAACAAAGGCGCACAUUGGACUGCAGACUGUGUGUUGAAUUAAUGGCCUUUACAAGAUUGGAUGGGCAGUUCUAGCUUCUUUUACAUCUUCCAGCACCUCUGAUGAAUCAAGCGGUUUAUAGACAUUUCAUCUGUUAUUUUGACAGUGAUUCUGGACACUGGUUGUUUCUUGGUAGAAUUUAUAUGAAACCUUUGUUUUUACCUUUUUGGAAGCUUGGUGUAAAAUGCUCGACGGUUCCCUUGUAUUUCUGUUUUUCAGGAUCAUUUCACGGACUCCCUUCCCGUACUUGUUAACCAUGCUGCCUUGUUCCCAGGACCCCGUGAAGCCUUCUGUUAAUCUCCCUCAGAGCACAGACUAGACUUCAGGUACAGCCGGCUCAGAUGAGUUGUGGUUCACCUCAAGUUGCAAGACUGUGAUUAAGGUUAACAUGGGGAACUCGGAGAGUCAGUACACCCUUCAAGGAUCCAAGAAUCACGGCAACGCUCUCACUGGUGCUAAGCAAAAGCCUUGCUCGCUGAAAAUACGCGGCCUUCACGCGAAAGACGACAAGUCACUGCACGGGUGGGGGCCCGGCAGCAGCAGCGUGGGCUACAAGUCCCGGUCCCUGGCCCGGAGCUGCCUGUCUCACUGCAAGAGUAAUCAGCCUUAUGCCUCGAGGGCCGGCGGAGCCACGUGCAAGGCCCCCAAAGGCGGCGCUUACGCCAAGCACCGGACCAGCGCCUCGGGCAACGACUUCCUCUCCCCGGAGAACGGCUUCCACUACGUGGCGCACCAGCAGCAGCGGGCGGAGGAGCGCGUGGCCUCGAGGGACUGCAAUGGGCACCUUCUCAGCUGCUACGGGGGCAACGAGAGCGUGGCGGCCACGCCGCCGCCGCCGCAGCCGCCUCCGCCGGGCGAGGACCGCAAGAGCCCCAGGGUGCUCAUCAAGACGCUGGGGAAGCUGGACGGCUGCCUGCGGGUCGAGUUCCACAACGGCGGCGGCCAGGAGGCCGAGGGUGCCCCAGGGGACGCGGGCGGCCCGGUGCGGCUGCUGCGCUACUCGCCCAGCCCGGGCCCCGGGCCCGACUCGCCCCCGGACUCGCGGCCGCGCUCCAGCAAGGGCAGCUCCCUGAGCUCCGAGUCGUCCUGGUACGACUCCCCCUGGGGCCCCGUGGGCGAGGCCAGCGAGGCCAGCGAGGCCGAGGGCUCCCUGCCGGCGCCCGGCACGCCCGCCCCCCGCCUGGGCGCCGACCUCCCGCCCGGGGCCCCGAAGCCCUUCAACCAGAGCUCUUCCCUGUCCUCGCUGCGCGACCUCUCCCCGGACGCCAGCCCCGCGGCCGCGGGCCUCCGGCUCUCCGGCGAGUUCGUGGGCGCGCGCGCCGGCCUCAGCCACCGCGUGUCCUUCGCCUCGGACAUGGACGUGCCGUCCCGGGUGGAGCGCAGGGACCCCGGGCCGUACGCGUCCUUCACCCUCCCUUGCCGCAAGUCCAAGGCCGCGGCGGAGGACGCCUCCAAGAAGGACACGCUCAAAGCCCGCAUGCGCCGCAUCAGCGACUGGACCGGAAGCCUCUCCAGAAAGAAGCGGAAGCUGCAGGAGCCGAGGUCCAAGGAAGGCAGUGACUACUUUGACAGCCGCUCAGAUGGACUGAAUGCAGAUGUGCAGGGGCCCUUCCCGGUGUCUGCUUCGCUGUGGUCAGGGGGCUCGGCUCAGAUCCUGUCCCAGAGAAGCGAAUCCACUCAUGCAAUUGGCAGCGAUCCCCUCCAACAGAACAUUUAUGAGAAUUUCAUGCGGGAGUUGGAAAUGAGCAGAACCAACACAGAGAACCCAGAAACAUCCACGGAAACCGCCGACUCCAGCAGCGGGUCACUCAGCUCUUUGGAGCAACUUGAUCUGCUCUUUGAGAAGGAGCAAGGGGUGGUCCGGAAAGCAGGAUGGCUGUUCUUCAAACCCCUGGUCACUUUGCAGAAGGAAAGGAAGCUUGAACUGGUGGCUCGGAGGAAGUGGAAACAAUACUGGGUGACGCUGAAAGGAUGCACGCUGCUAUUCUACGAGACGUAUGGGAAGAAUUGCACGGACCAGAGUAGCGCCCCUCGGUGUGCCCUGUUUGCGGAAGACAGCAUAGUGCAGUCCGUCCCAGAGCAUCCCAAGAAGGAGAACGUGUUCUGCCUCAGCAACUCCUUUGGAGAUGUCUACCUUUUCCAGGCCACUAGCCAGACAGAUCUGGAAAACUGGGUCACUGCCAUACAUUCAGCUUGCGCAUCCCUUUUUGCAAAGAAACACGGAAAAGAGGACACAGUUCGCCUACUGAAGAGCCAGACCAAAAACCUUGUUCAGAAGAUAGAUAUGGACAGCAAGAUGAGAAAGAUGGCAGAGUUACAGCUGUCCGUGGUGAGCGACCCAAAGAACAGGAAAGCCAUAGAAAACCAGAUCCAGCAGUGGGAGCAGAAUCUGGAAAAGUUGCACAUGGACCUGUUCAGGACGCGCUGCUACCUGGCCAGCCUCCAAGGCGGGGAGCUGCCCAAUCCCAAGAGCCUCCUUGCUGCCGCCAGCCGCCCCUCCAAGCUGGCCCUUGGCAGGUUGGGCAUCUUGUCCGUUUCUUCUUUCCAUGCUCUGGUAUGUUCUCGAGAUGACUCUGCUCUCCGGAAGAGAACACUCUCCCUGACCCAGCGAGCAAGAAACAAGAAGGGCAUAUUUUCUUCAUUAAAAGGACUGGACACGCUGGCAAGAAAAGGGAAGGAGAAAAGACCUUCCGUAACUCAGGUUGAUGAACUUCUGCAUAUAUACGGUUCAACGGCUGAUGGUGUUCCCCGAGACAACACAUGGGAAGUCCAGACUUAUGUUCAUUUUCAGGAUAAUCAAGGAGUUACUGUAACGAUCAAGCCAGAACAUAGAGUAGAAGAUAUUUUGACUUUGGCGUGCAAGAUGCGGCAGCUGGAACCCAGCCACUAUGGCCUGCAGCUUCGAAGAUUAGUAGACGAAAAUGUCGAGGACUGCGUCCCUGCGCCAUACGAAUGUAUGCAAGAGCAGGUUUAUGAUGAAAUAGAAAUCUUUCCCCUAAGCGUUUAUGACGUGCAGCUCACGAAGACCGGCAGUGUGUCUGACUUCGGGUUUGCAGUGACAGCGCAGGUGGACGAGCAUCAGCAUCUCAGCCGAAUAUUUAUAAGUGACGUUCUCCCUGACGGCUUGGCAUAUGGAGAAGGGUUGAGAAAGGGCAACGAAAUCAUGACCUUAAAUGGGGAAGCUGUGUCUGAUCUGGACCUUAAGCAGAUGGAGACCCUGUUUUCUGAGAAGAGCGUGGGGCUCACUCUCAUCGCCCGGCCGCCAGACACAAAAGGAAACUUGUGUUCUUCCCGGUCAGACAGCGACUUGUUCUCAAAGGACCAGAAGAGUCUGCUGCCCCCUCCAAACCAGUCCCAGCUUCUGGAGGAAUUCCUGAAUAACUUUAAAAAGAAUACAACCAAUGAUUUCAGCAACGUCCCUGACAUCACAACUGGCCUGAAAAGGAGUCAGACUGAUGGUGCCCUGGCCCAGGUUCCCCACGGGGAGAAAACGGGGCAGACGUUCGGGAGCGCCGAACAGAUCGCUGCGCUGUGUAGGAGUUUCAACGACUCGCAGACCACCGGCAUGGAAGGGCCGAGGGGGACCCGGGAGCCACCUCCGAGGCCGCUGGCUCGCCACCUCUCCGAUGCGGAUCGCCUCCGGAAAGUCAUCCAGGAGCUGAUGGACACGGAGAAGUCCUACGUGAAGGAUCUGAGCUGCCUCUUUGAAUUAUAUUUGGAGCCACUUCAGAAUGAGACCUUUCUCACCCAAGACGAGAUGGAGUCACUGUUCGGCAGCUUGCCAGAGAUGCUGGACUUUCAGAAGGUGUUUCUGGAGACUCUGGAGGAUGGGAUUUCAGCCGCCUCGGACUUUAACACCCUUGAAACUCCCUCACAGUUUAGAAAACUACUGUUUUCCCUUGGAGGCUCUUUCCUUUAUUACGCGGACCAUUUUAAACUGUACAGCGGGUUCUGUGCUAAUCAUAUCAAAGUACAGAAGGUUCUAGAGCGAGCUAAAACUGAUCAAGCCUUCAAGGCUUUUCUGGACGCCCGGAAUCCCACCAAACAGCACUCCUCCACCCUUGAGUCCUACCUCAUCAAGCCAGUUCAGAGGGUGCUCAAGUACCCUCUGCUGCUCAGGGAGCUCGUGUCGCUGACGGACCACGAGAGCGAGGAGCACUACCACCUGACAGAGGCACUAAAAGCGAUGGAGAAAGUAGCAAGCCACAUCAAUGAGAUGCAGAAGGUCUAUGAGGAUUACGGGACCGUGUUUGACCAGCUCGUGGCGGAGCAGAGUGGAACAGAGAAGGAGGUGACAGAACUUUCCAUGGGGGAACUUCUGAUGCACUCUGCAGUCUCCUGGUUGAAUCCAUUUCUGUCUCUAGGAAAAACCAGAAAGGACCUCGAGCUCACAGUGUUCGUCUUUAAGAGAGCUGUCAUACUGGUUUAUAAAGAACACUGCAAACUGAAGAAGAAACUGCCCUCGAAUUCCCGGCCUGCACAUGGCUCUGCCGACUUGGAUCCAUUUAAAUUUCGCUGGUUGAUCCCCAUAUCCGCGCUUCAAGUCAGACUGGGGAACACGGCAGGGACAGAAAAUAAUUCCAUAUGGGAACUGAUCCAUACGAAGUCAGAAAUAGAAGGACGGCCAGAAACCAUCUUUCAGCUGUGCUGCAGUGACAGUGAGAGCAAAACCAGCAUCGUCAAGGUCAUUCGAUCUAUUCUGAGGGAAAACUUCAGGCGUCACAUAAAGUGUGACUUACCCCUGGAGAAAACGUGUAAGGAUCGCCUGGUACCUCUUAAGAACAGAGUUCCUGUUUCGGCCAAGUUAGCUUCCUCCAGGUCCUUAAAAGUCCUCAAGAACUCCUCGAGCUGCGAGUGGCCCGGCGAGCCCAGCAAGGGCAGCUCCCUGGACUCGGACGAGGGGAGCCUGAGCAGCAGCACGCAGAGCAGCGGCUGUCCCCCGGCUGGGAGCUCGCAGGACUCCCCACAACCCCCACCUGCAGGCCCGGCUGACUUGUCCCCCGGCCUCAUCAAAGAGAGCGACAUUCUGAGCGACGAGGAGGACGACUACCAUCAGACCCUGAAGCAGGGCAGCCCUACCAAAGACAUUGAAAUUCAGUUCCAGAGACUGAGAAUCUCGGACGACGCGGACGCGAACCCGGCCGACCGGCGGCCCAGAGGCGAGCAGCCCAAGCUGGUCCGCGGGCACUUCUGCGCCAUUAAACGAAAAGCCAACAGCACCAAACGGGACAGGGGAACUUUGCUCAAGGCACAGAUCCGUCACCAGUCCCUCGACAGCCAGUCUGAAAAUGCCAACCUCGAUCUCAGUUCUGUUCUGCAGCGAGAAUUCAGUGUCCAGAGUUUAACAUCGGUGGUCAACGAGGAGUGUUUUUACGAAACAGGGAGCCACGGAAAGUCAUAGGAUUUCCGUCCGACGCGGGUUAAAUGGCUUGUUUUACCUUUAAACUGGUGGUAAAGUGGAAAUUGCAGAAAAACUAUUCGUUAUUGGGUUUUGUGCAGCAUACGUUUUCCCACGAAAUAGUUGUAAAGAUUUAAGUUAUUUUAAUUUAUUGUAGAUCAGAAAACUAGAUUAAACUGAUCAGAAUCUGUAAAUUACUUAGUUUAUAUCCCUUUUGAGCAGGUAUCAAAAAUGACUUAGGAUCCUUAAAAUUGCAGUCUAUUUUAAUUUAUGUGGAAAAAGAUGGGCGAGUUGUGAUUAAUAAUUUUUAAAAGGUCAUUCCCCCCCCCCCCCAAUCCUCUGGGCAUUUUCUUUGAGCUGUUAGUUUUUGCUUUAUUUAAAGCAUAUUUAUUUUAAUGUGG
Molecule: messenger RNA, 6040 nt
Organism: Panthera uncia (snow leopard)
Lineage: Eukaryota; Metazoa; Chordata; Mammalia; Carnivora; Felidae
Gene: TIAM2
Product: TIAM Rac1 associated GEF 2
Exons: 25
Coding region: 630-5642 (1670 amino acids)
Biological process (GO): positive regulation of axonogenesis; small GTPase-mediated signal transduction; activation of GTPase activity
Cellular component (GO): membrane; synapse
Molecular function (GO): guanyl-nucleotide exchange factor activity; protein binding
Source: RefSeq, a predicted model, not a curated record